GUCGCUUGGCGAACGUCAGAGGAGCUGUUUCCCCGACGGGACUUCGUCGAAUUCUCUCGUGUCGUGAUGUCGGAAGUAUUCAAACUGGGUGAUCUAGUAUGGGCGAAGAUGAAGGGAUUCUCACCGUGGCCCGGCCGGGUGUCAAAUCCUUCAAAGGACUUAAAGAAGCCUGCAAACACCAAGAAGGGACCAGUCCAAUGCAUCUUCUUCUUUGGAACAAAUAACUACGCAUGGAUUGAAGAAACGCAUAUUAAACCAUACCAGGAGUUUAAAGAUACUUUAGUGAAAUCUAGCAAAUCUAAUGCAUUCAAAGACGCAGUAGAAGCAAUAGAAGAAUUUAUCGCUAAAGGCGAGGUGUUCGAAGAUGGUCUGGAUCCAGAUUCUCUAUUUGACAGGCUCAAAGAAGAAACUAUCGUUGAGAAGAAAAGCGUCACCAAAACGCCGAAACCGCGCAAGGAAACGCCGAAAGCUAAGCGGUUAGACAGUGGUGCGGGUGAUGUUCGUCGACCCGCUAAAAAGCCGCGUAGGGAUUCAAGUACCAGCAAUAGCAACAGAGUCGGCAGUAUCAGUCCCACAUUGAAUCACUCCACUCCGCCUAGAAAGUCGGGCUCGACGCUUCUGAACAGACCGGCAAAUAUCGCCAGACCCGUCACGCCUCCCUUAGACGUGGAAACGCUGUCGCAGACUCUCAAGGAGAAGAACAUCCUGCCGUCGACCCUGAAAUUUGGAUUCCUCGGGCUCGGUAUCAUGGGUAGCGGUAUUGUGAAAAAUUUGAUCAACAGUGGUCACAAUGUGAUUGUGUGGAAUCGUACGCAGGAAAAGUGUGCGGAUUUCGUAAAGGCGGGCGCAGAACAAGGCCUGACACCAUCAGACGUCGUGCUGGCAGCUGAUAUCACUUUCUCCUGUGUGGCCGAUCCACAAGCCGCCAAAGACAUGGUAUUCGGCAACUGCGGCGUACUGACGGAAAUAACAUCGGAAAAGAGUUACGUCGAGAUGACGGGUAUAGACGCGGAGACGUCUCAGGACAUCGCCGAGGCGAUUAAUGGCAAAGGGGGACGUUACCUGGAAGCUCAAGUGCAAGGUAGCAAAACGCAGGCUCAGGAAGGCACCCUCGUUAUCCUCGCUGCUGGAGAUCGGUCAUUAUUCGACGAGUGUCAGUCUUGUUUCGAGGCUAUGGGCAAGAAUAGCUUUUAUCUCGGCGAAGUCGGCAAUGCUUCCAAGAUGAACCUUGUCCUGCAACUCAUGGCCGGUGUGACCUUGGCCGGUCUGGCAGAGAGUAUGGCACUAGCGGAUCGUGCUGGACUUCAGCAGAAAGAUGUCUUGGAGGUCUUGGAACUGACGUCUUUAGCGUGUCCGGCGAUUCUCGACAAAGGCAAAGCGAUAAUCGAGGGUGGCUUCCCGACGCAACUGCCCUUACAACAUAUGCAGAAGGACCUGAGACUCUCCUUAGGUAUGAGCGACCAACUGGAGCAGCCUCUACCGCUGGCCGCCGCCGCCAACGAAGUGUACAAGCAUGCCAAGCGUCUCGGAUACGGUGAACACGAUGCCUCGGCCGUUUACAUCAGGGCCAGGUUCUAACGCAGCAUGCCUUGGUGUCAUCGAGCUUCUGCUAUACCAUAUUUAUUGCGAUACCUGGCGUUGUUUCCCGCCGCUGCAGGAGACCGAGACGGAGAGAGAGAGAGAACCAUAACGCGUGCUUUAACGAGAUAUACCCGGUUUGGUUGCGACUUAGCAAUAUAUACGCCGCCACAUUUGUGCGUACAUCGUGAGAUCUUACGGGGAAACAGAGAGCGAAUAUUUUAAGUGAAGUGUCGAACACACGGGAUAUGAAAUCGAACAGAUGCGAGUGUCCGGUCGUCGCGCGCCCGGAUGGAAAAGUGUUGUUGCGCGGACACGCGCGAAAUAAAUCAGCAUUAGCUUCACACACACACACACCCCCUCUGACGUUUCCCAUCUUGAAGUGGUGAACGGGCGAUAAUUAGUCGAACUCUGAUAAUAAGGAAAUAUUCCUUUCCCUUUUCUUUCCGGCGGCGAUUAAUUCUCCGAGCGUAUGUUCGCUGAAAAGGAAAAAAAGAAGAAAGAAAAAGAGGAACGCUUCUCUUCGUGCGCCCGAGCGGAAGAAAUAAACGUCGAGUUCAGUUAACGGUCGAGAGCUCUCUAAAGUCGCGUCUCGACUUCGAUCGCGCGAGACGCAAGCCUUCGGCUCGGUAUCGAGAGAUUCGGGACGUGUCGAAGAUAUAUGUGCCUUACGAUACCGAUUGAACGGCGGAGGGCUUUCUUUUCCACGCCGAAUUGGAAGCGAAUGCAUUAAAAGCCGCGGCGGUUGAACAACACACACAAACACACACAUACAUACACACACACACGCGCGUACACACUUGUACACACCGUAUCGGUUUGAGACCACCUUAGUGACUGCGAUUGACUUGACGACGGCGACGUUAUGAUGAUAAAACCGGGACACAUAUAUAAGCACACUGUAUACUUUAUGUGCAAUCAUAAAGUUUUAUUCGGGCACGGGCAAAGCAACCCCGGCAAUACGUUAGAAAUAUUGUCCGAUCGAAGCGAUUGGGUGACUACGAAGAAACUGAUCCUUCCACGAGCACCUUCAUCAUCGGUUUUUCUCCAUCGGUUUUCAUCCUAUCAACCGAGAUCAUUUGAUUGACUUUCGUUUCCAACUACUUUUCCCUUUUUUCUCCGGUACUUCAUACAACGAACGAGAAACAAUUGACUGUAUUUUUCGCGACUAAUAAUUCUAAUCCAUUAGCGGAUAGGAGGAGCGAAGAGUGCGAAGGGCGGUUCUCUUUUUUUUCUGUAGAUACAUCGGCAAAGCGCAUGACAGUACAUUCCUGUCAUCGAAUUCGUCCGUGCGGCAUAAUCCUUAUAUAUAUUGAAAUAUCGUCGUAGAGUUGUCCGAAAUGUAGACUAGUAAAAGGUGAAAUAUCAAAAAUGAAGAGAAAUGCGAAAGUCUAUAGGUUCGUCGAAUUGACUCGGUUUUGCCGAAACGCUGUAUGACGGGACAACUGGUAACGUGGGACAAUUAGCGAUGGAGCAAGGUGGGAAAUGAGACCUGUGAGAGGGUUGCUCUCGCAGGUUUAAUGUAAUAAAAGAGUUAAUAUACUAAAUAACAAAUGUUUGGUAUAUUAUACGUUGCGCUUUCGAAAUACUCGGAAUCCGACGAGUCAUUUAUAAUUUGUAAUAACAAAAAUUCUAUAUAUAUAUAUACAUAUAUAUAUAACUGUUAAUAAUCUCUUGAACACCUGAUAUCUUGUCACAUACAGCAAGGGCAGAAACAAUAUACUUAUGAUACGAUAUCCGUUACAUUUGAUUACAGACUAUUCGUUCGGAAAGAAAAGAGGCUCGAGGUCGUGAAUCGAAAGCGAAUGAAAUAUCAUUUGCCACCUGAACGUUUAAUUCUCGCGGAUCACUUUCUUCUGGGAUGAUAAGUGUAAUUUGGUUAGUACACGGUAAUCAGUUUCCGUAAGAGGAGGCGUUGCGUGUUUGACAUCGACUUCGACGAGACAGUUCUCGAGACGGUUAACCACGGGGGUGGGCGCGCGCGCUCUCUCAUAUAAGCCACGGCUGUACGAUCUUCGCCGCGAAGAAGGAUCCUCAGCGGGCGAGGGAAACGAAGCGGAGGGGGCGCUUCGGUUUCCGUUUUCCCAUGAUGGUCGUGCGAGUCUCGCGGGUGAUACGCGACACGAAGUCGAGAGCGACCGGAGAGCCGCUGAAGGGUUGGCUUUUGCGGAGGAGACCCGCGGUCGAGUAAAGCACACGAGUUUUCCUGUUCGACGCGUCGGGGAGAAUGUCGGAGGAUCGUCGCGUCGACGAUCCUCGAAUGGAAGGCAUUAUUGUCGGCCUUCGCCGGCCGAAAUUUCACAGAGAGAACGACGCGGUGUCAUCAUCGUCGCGCUUGAAAUAAACUUCCCGAUCGUUGUUUGUUGUUUUUAAGCGAAUUCUCCUCGAAGAGAUAUUGCGUAGACAUUGAAUUUUCAGAGUUUAAUGAAUUGCGGGGUGUAUUUUGCAGAUGGGUUUGUCCGCAAUCGUAGCAGACGCGUGGGACUUUCUUCUAAAUUGUUGUUAAUCUGUAAAUCAUUUUUUUCACUUGUAGAUAAAAAAGAAAAAGAGUUGAUUUUAUGUCCAGUUGUUUUGCGUGAAUUGUAGUGUCUUGGGAAGAAGGAGGGAUGUAUCUGUCGAUAUAUCGUAAACGCGAGAGCGAAGCAAAGUCCUGUCGCGGAUGAAGCAACGCAAAUGGCGUCGCGAUGCAAGGUGCAUGAGAAUUUACCGUACGAAGAAGGCUACAUGCACCGAAUCUAUCUAAUUUAUCUGGAUGUUUGACCGUGAUAAAGAGAUAUUUUUCACGAAGUCAGAUGGAAAAUCGUGCUGUUCGCUCGACGAGGUCUCGAAUUUGUAAGCGUGUGGGAAAUUGCGUAACGUAUAGCCGAAAUAAAAGUGGCAUGGCGCCAUAUCACAUACGAAAACAUGUAAUUAGACGUACACAAUCAACAGUUAAAUAAUAAUUACAUUACACAAUGGUACAUUGUAUGCGUACGAGUUGCGAAUCCAAACAUGGGCGAAGAUAGAAGGAGAAAACAAAUAUUAAAUAAUCUUACAACAGACAUUGAAGAAGAAGGAAAUAUGCAUAUAAUUAGUAAAUGUUAAGUUUACUAAAACGGAGAGAAGAGAGAAGCAGAUUAUAAUUAAUAACAAGUGGGAGAAAUUAGUGUGAAAGUGCGAGCGAAUGAAUGAGAGUGUACGUCAUGUGCGUUACGUCAAUAACAGGCGUUAUAUGUUUUUGUCACGAAUACACAUGGUUUUUUGAAUAAAUAUCUAUUUGAAUUA
This is a messenger RNA of Dinoponera quadriceps, 4842 nucleotides long. It is a transcript of the gene Ndf, whose product is annotated as putative oxidoreductase GLYR1 homolog. NCBI's taxonomy places the organism in Eukaryota, Metazoa, Arthropoda, Insecta, Hymenoptera, Formicidae. Gene Ontology annotation, molecular function: oxidoreductase activity, acting on the CH-OH group of donors, NAD or NADP as acceptor; NAD binding; NADP binding. The coding region runs from base 67 to 1578 and encodes 503 amino acids. The record is from RefSeq and is a predicted model, not a curated record. The transcript is spliced from 10 exons.